AUGAGUCAAGACACCAAAAUAAUUAAACGAACUUAAUUUACACCUUAAGAGUCAGAUAUAAAAAAUAUCAUUCCAACCUAAGGGAAAUCAAAAGAAGAGAUGCGUAUCUUCCUUUUCGAGUUUUUUGGAAUGGCUUUGUUUGCUUAUGGGAUAAUAUGCUCACAAGGCUCCGAUGAGUUUUUGGCCUUGUUUUUCUUUGCCUCUGUGUGCUUGGCUGCUCCAUUUUCAGGAGCGCACGUUAACCCUGCGGUUACCUUGGCAAUGCUACUUUCAAGAAGAAUAAAUUUCGGAUAGGCAGUGUUAUAUUGGUUGGCCUAAUUUACUGGGGCUUUAUGCGGAGCUUGCUGUUGCUAUUUGAUUUUGAAUGAGGUUGAUAGCCCUUAGGUGAAGAGCUAAGAAUACAGUUGGAUACUUUCAGAUGUGAGUGGGGAGGCAUUUGGAGCAUUCACCUUUAUUCUUUUUAUUCUAAUAUAGACAGACUCAGAAACCACACUAACCCCAGGAGGCUAACCAAUGACAACCUAUGUACUAGUAGCGUUGGCGUUGUACUUCUCGAGAGGAUUUACAUUUCAUUCUGGAGGUUGUUUGAACCCUGGAAUGGCUGUGUCGUUGUAACUCUUUUAAUCAUUUUAAACAGGAGAUAGGUAGAGAAUGGAAUUCUUAUGGGUGUUUGUAGGUGGUCCAAUGGGAGGAGGAUUUGGUGCAAGUGUAUUUUUCGAACUCUUUUAUAAGAAAUAAAUAAAGAGACUGUGAAAUUAUAUAUAAUUUUAAUCAAAAUAAUGGGUAGUUUAAAUUUGAAUUGAAAUUCAUUUGAAUAAAAAAUGCAAUUU
Messenger RNA from Paramecium tetraurelia, 830 nucleotides. RefSeq lists its product as uncharacterized. Gene Ontology annotation, biological process: water transport; transmembrane transport. The transcript has 3 exons. Gene Ontology annotation, molecular function: water channel activity. Gene Ontology annotation, cellular component: membrane. The record is from RefSeq and is a predicted model, not a curated record. Lineage: Eukaryota; Ciliophora; Oligohymenophorea; Peniculida; Parameciidae.